Messenger RNA from Lodderomyces pseudojiufengensis, 597 nucleotides. It is a transcript of the gene SEC72, whose product is annotated as Sec63 complex subunit. The record is from RefSeq and is a predicted model, not a curated record. The transcript has a single exon. Gene Ontology annotation, molecular function: protein binding. The coding region runs from base 1 to 597 and encodes 198 amino acids. NCBI's taxonomy places the organism in Eukaryota, Fungi, Ascomycota, Pichiomycetes, Serinales, Debaryomycetaceae.
AUGGAAGGUGUAUCAUAUGAAAAUAAAGCUAAGAAACUAAUACUAGAUUCAUCAAUAUCUAAUCCAGCAUUAAAAUUAGAAAUAGAUCAAUUAAAUACUUUAACUCAAGAAAUUAUAAAUCAAGGAAAUGAUGUACCACCAUUACCAACUCCAGAAAAUUUUAAUAAAGAUUUAUCAAAAAUGAUAAAAAAAUUAUAUGAAAGUGGAGUACAAUCUUUUAAAAUGAAUAAAUUUGAAGAUAGUGUUAGAAAUUUUACAAUAGGAAUUGAAAUGAUAUUAAGAAGACCAAAAAUUGAAAGUUUUCAAGGUACAAUACAAGAAUUAUCAAUGUUUUUAAUGAGUAGAUGUGAUGCAUAUUUAAAAACUAAACAAUAUCUUAAUGCUUAUAAUGAUGUAGAUUUAUUAAUCAAUAUGCAAAUGAAUCAACCAGAUAAUUUUUUAAGAAGAGGAGUUGCUAAUUAUUUUUUAGGAAAUUAUGAAUUAUCAAGAGCUGAUUAUCAAAGAGGUUUAUCAUUUGAUGAAAAUAAUCAAAGAUUACAACAAGAAUUAAAUAUAUGUUUAGAUAAAAUAUUGGAAGAAAAUGGAGAUUAUUUGUAA